AUGACAGUUGACGAAGAAGAAGUAUUCACCACAAACAAUGAAUUCAGAAGUGACACAUUUACCGUGCCUACCAGAUCCAUGAUUGAAGCUGGAUUUAUGAAUGCAACUUAUGGUGAUUCAGUAUACUGCGAAGACGAGGCUACUUUAAACUUGGAAGCUCGUAUGUGUGAACUCACUGGAAAGGAAGCAGCACUUUUCUGUGCAUCAGGUACUUUAUCAAACCAGAUUGGUCUUCGAGCAAACUUGUACCAGCCACCUUAUAGCAUAUUGUGUGACCAUCGCUCGCAUGUUUUCUUACACGAAGCAGGUGGGUUGGCAACAUUGAGUCAAGCCAUGGUUCAUCCUGUUAUUCCCGCCAACGGCAACUAUCUAACCUUUGAAGAUGUGGUACUGAAUGUGACGUUUGAUGAUGGGGAUAUCCAUGCUGCUCCAACAAAAGUAAUUUCGUUGGAAAAUACCUUGCAUGGGAUUAUAAUGCCAUUGGAUGAAAUUGCUAAAAUCAGCCGUUUUUGCAAGGAGAACGACAUAAAAUUACAUUUAGAUGGUGCUAGACUAUGGAAUGCCUCCGUCAAAACAGAUAUCAGCAUAAUGGAAUAUUGCUCCUAUUUCGAUUCAGUUUCCCUUUGCUUGUCAAAAUCCUUAGGUGCACCAAUGGGAUCAAUUCUCGUGGGAUCAUCAACACUAAUCAGAAAGGCAAACCACUUUAAAAAGCAAAAUGGUGGUGGAAUAAGGCAAGCAGGUAUAAUGACAGCCAUGGCCUUGUACGCAGUUGAGAAUCACAUGCCAUUACUAGAGAAAUCACACGCUUAUGCAAAACAAAUUGGUGAAUUUUGUCAAGCCAACGGAAUAUUCUUGGAAUCUCCCGUGGACACCAAUUUCGUAUUUAUCGAUUUAAAGAGGAAUCAUAUGGAUGACAAAUUGCUCAUUGAGUUGGGUAAAAAGUACAAUGUUAAACUAAUGGGAGGUCGAAUCGCAUGUCAUUUUCAAUUAAGUCAGCAAAGUGUUGACAAUCUCACGCAAUGCAUAUUGGAGUGCUAUCAAAUUAAUCAAAAGAACCCUUACAAGGCAGAUGGAAGGAAUAACAAAAAAAUGUACAACUUCGACGCUAUAAAGAGGUAG
Molecule: messenger RNA, 1119 nt
Organism: Lodderomyces margitis
Lineage: Eukaryota; Fungi; Ascomycota; Pichiomycetes; Serinales; Debaryomycetaceae
Gene: GLY1
Product: Gly1p
Exons: 1
Coding region: 1-1119 (372 amino acids)
Biological process (GO): L-threonine catabolic process; glycine biosynthetic process
Cellular component (GO): cytosol
Molecular function (GO): L-allo-threonine aldolase activity
Source: RefSeq, a predicted model, not a curated record